UUGAAGUAACGAGGUGUACUUGAAAGCACCACAGUAGGCUGCGGACUGGUGAUGUCAGUUUAUGGUCUGUAGGAGUUACUGUAUCACCAUGUGUGCCGACACAGAGUAGGCCUACUGCUGGCCGUCAGCGGGCAGGCAGAGGAGAAGAGGAGGGGAGGAAAAGUGUGUUUACACAGACGGCAAACUGCCUGGGGAAUCGUCGGGGAGAGGAAGUCAGCCGGCUCUGUGUCUGCCUGCUCCAACUUCCUGCUCAGAAAGAGAAAAAGCCCAGGAUCCUAUUUCAGCCCAGCACAACCGUGUAGACCAGAAGAAAGCAUGGAAAAGAUGGGAACCACACAAGUUUCACCGUAAAGUUUCGCGGAGGGAAAAGCCCAAGACAGAGAUCGCAGGAGGUUUGUCUGGUCCGCAGUGGCUGCCGGAUGCUUUCAAGUUCCUCUGUUCUAUUUGCAGCAUCUCUUGCAAAGGUAUGGACAGCGCCAUCACCCUGUGGCAGUUCCUGCUGCAGCUGCUGCUGGACCAAAGUCACAAGCAUUUGAUAUGUUGGACGUCAACAGACGGAGAGUUCAAGCUCCUGAAGUCGGAGGAAGUGGCUAAGCUGUGGGGGCUGCGCAAGAACAAAACCAACAUGAACUACGACAAACUGAGCAGAGCCCUGCGCUACUACUAUGACAAGAACAUCAUCAAGAAGGUGAUCGGUCAGAAGUUUGUCUAUAAGUUUGUGUCCUUCCCUGAGAUCCUGAAGAUGGAUCCUCAGGCAGUUGAGAUGGGUUUGGCCUCUGGAAGGUUUCCCCUCCAGGAAGGAGAGGUCUCUGAGCUGGAGGUAGAGGAGGAGGAGGAAGAGGAAGGGGAGGAGGAGGCCCAGAGGAGGACCCUGGCAGCCCUGGGGGCACAGCAGUGUCGGAAUGACUACCUCCGCUCGGGUCUCUACUCCUCCUUCAGCAUCAGCUCCCUGCGGAACCAGCCUGAGCUCCUCCGAGUCCUGCAGGAGCGCCAGGAGGAGCCGCGCUCCGUCAUCCGCUUCGGCACAAACACCAGCGACAGGAGCUCCCCUCCCUCCGCCAAGCCCGAGUCCUACGUCUCCCCCAGGCUAUCUAAACUCCACUCCCCAUCCCCUCCCCACAUCAAACCCUCCCAGCCUGGUCGAAGCCGGAGCCCUGCAGCCAAGGAGGAUGAAGAGGAGGAGGAGGACUCUGACCAGAGCGCUCAGCCCCUCAACCUGUCCUCUGGGCACAGGGAGCGAGCCCAGCAGCCUCCUGAGAGGAGCAGCAGCAGCAGCAGUGGCAGAAGUAGCUCUGCUAGUAGUAGUAGUAACCAAGGAGAUGGACUCCCACCAAAAAGCAAAAAACCCAAAGCUCUGGAGAUCUCCGCCCCGUCCCUGCUGCUCGCAGGGAGUGACAUCGGCUCCAUCGCCCUCAACAGUCCGGCGCUGCCGUCUGGCUCCCUCACUCCGGCCUUCUUCACUGCACAGACUCCCUCUGGUUUGCUGCUGGCUCACAGUCCUCUGUUGUCAGGAAUCCACUUCUGGAGCAGCUUGAGCCCCGUCGCCCCGCUCAGCCCCGCCCGGCUGCAGGGCCACAGCUCCCUCUUCCAGUUCCCCAGCCUAAUCAACGGACACAUGCCUGUCCCCCUGCCAAACCUGGAAGGAACACCCUCCUCUCUGCUCCUGUCCCCCACCACCCACAAGUCCUGAUCCAGGGUCUGUGAAAAAUCAUCAUCCAUGUCUUGUUGAAAGUUUCUCAUCAUUAAUAUCAUCUGCAGCAGUGAUCUCUUGUCAGUCUUGUUAAAUUUUGCUUCAGAAAAGUCCUACGAGACACUAUGUGACCUCACUUCUUUUUUUUUUUGCACUUGCGUUGCUUCAGAUUCCAGUGGUUUAAAGCACUUGGUAAAAGCCAUACGCCACGAUGUCUGGGAGACGUCUGGUUCUUUGUGACAAAGUACAGCACAUUUCCACAUGACCAUGUCCAGGAUGGACAGUAGUGACAUGUAGCCAGCUGCUCACUCUGCGCAGAGCUUGGUUCUUUUAAUCUUGUUGUACACAAAAAAAACAAAACAAAAAAAAGUCUUUUUUUUUUCUUAAAUGUUCAGCACAAUGUGAAACUGGUAGUUUCACAUUGUGUGGUAUUGUAAUGUUGAUGUAUGCACUAUGCUUUCAGAUAGUACCGGCUGUGCCUUGUUUCCUUUUUUUUUUUUCCCCAAAAUCUUUUAAUGAAGACAAGAUUUCAAAUUAAUGAAAAACCUUUGUAACACUUGUAAUGUUUCUUUUUUUUUUUUUUUUUUUUUUUAUUCUGGACUUGGUAUACAGUUUGUAUUCUGUAUAAUUUUGUAUUGUGAUGAAUGUCUCGUCAUUUUCAAUAAACAAAGCAUUGAAUGCUUGA
Scatophagus argus is the source of this 2375-nucleotide messenger RNA. RefSeq names its product ETS domain-containing protein Elk-3-like. The transcript has 6 exons. Lineage: Eukaryota; Metazoa; Chordata; Actinopteri; Scatophagidae. Gene Ontology annotation, biological process: cell differentiation; regulation of transcription by RNA polymerase II. The coding region runs from base 467 to 1690 and encodes 407 amino acids. The record is from RefSeq and is a predicted model, not a curated record. Gene Ontology annotation, cellular component: nucleus. Gene Ontology annotation, molecular function: sequence-specific DNA binding; DNA-binding transcription factor activity, RNA polymerase II-specific.